UACGUCAAUCCACCUGACCUGUCUGGGCUUUUUUCCCUGACUCUACAGAAUCGCCCCGUGACCCCCCUCAUUUCACCGAAAACAAGUAUGCCUUUUACCGAAAACCAAGUCUGGCCUUUUGUUUUUUCUGUUGUAGUACUUCUGCUUUAUUAUUUAAAAAAAAAACAUGCUGCGUUGUCGAAACUGUUGUUAAAAAUGUGCUCCAGAGAACGUCUUGUACGCUUCCCUGUCACGCGUAUCACACAGAAGACAUGUCUCGUGGACCAAUCUCCCAAUCUCCCUUUACAAUUACAACGAGCCUUGUCUUUCUUCGACACAAACACCCCUUCCCAGAGGAGGAUCGAAUAACAUAGCUGAUGUGAAAUUGAGCAUUUCUUGAGAGUUCUCCUAGUUCUGAAACAGGUAGGAGUUAACUGAACCUUUCUGUUGCUUAAACCCAUGUGCUAGUUUACACUAAGAUCAUUGAAAAUUUUAGUGAAAGUUUUAGUCAUAGAAAACCUCAGACCUUGCAGUAUAGAAGACAUAGAGAGAGGUGCACAAUAAUGGCUUCCAGCUCCAGAUCUGGAACUGCUUAUUUGUAGUUGAUGAGCAUUAGCAGGAUGUACCCUUGCAUAGACAUGCUGCACCACUAAAGAAAAAUCAGCCUUUCUAUUUUUGGGGAGAAGAAAAUGCUUCCAGUGAAACUCAGUAGCUUUCUUCUAGUGAAAAAAAACCCCUCAGUGACAGGAUUCCUUUCUAUUUUCCACCCAUAAUCAAUUUUGAAAGUUUAAAAGGCAAUCGGAAAUGACACCCAGAAACAAGAACACUCAUGACACAAAUCUAAAACUUACAUUAACCAUGUGCAAUCUCACUUUUCAGCUUUCUAGUGUAUUUUAUUGAUCAUUUUCCCAGUAGUCAUUUGAGACACAACUUUGGUUGGUUUUCUUAGAUCACCUCUCAUACAUUUCCUGUUUGUGGUGAACAGCUAUGACUUUUAUAUGAUAUAAGCCUGAAAAUGCAACUGAAACAUUUAACUCUGCAGCAGAUUGUGGUGUAGUUGAUUAAAAAAAACUCAUGCUGUUGAGAUAAGUGUUGUUCUUGGAAAUCAAGAUAAUAAACCAAGAUAAGCAAUCACCAAUAGAGCGAAGAAAGGUCAAGUUAAUAAAAAGGUAUCUCCCCAAAUAAAGGAUGUAGCUUUAAACUACCAAAUAAACACUUUAUUUUUGCACUAACUAACUAACUAACUAACUAACUAACUAACUAACUAACUAACUAACUAACUAACUAACUAACUGUGUCUAUCAAUAAGCAUAUUCUGAUGAGAACGAAAAUGAUUACUAUGUGCCAAGAUAUUAUACAGAAAACCCCCCACUAAAUAUCCGUUUCUCAUGUUUUAUACAUACAUCUAUCAUAUGGAGGACUAUAUCAUAUGACCCAUUCUAUAUUAAUGUUUAAAAUGGAUCUUGAUUUUUGACACUUUGUUCAACAUAUGAAAAAAAAGUUUUUCUUAAGGAUUAAUUGGAUAGUUACGUGUUGAUAGUUAAGGAUUCUCUAGGAAAAUCGGGGGUUCCUUUUAUAAUAUGAGCUCCUUGCACAGGAUUUUUACAUAAACACUUGAAGCAAAAAACCAAAGACACUUUUAAAUUUGUAUUGAUAUAUAAAAAAAGAAUUUGUUAUAUUUUCCCAGAAUUUGUUAUAUUUUCCCAUUAUAACUAUAUGUCUGUGAUGUAGGCACCUGCGCCACCACAUAUCUUGGUAUCUGCUCCUUGUCUAUUCACCAGCAAGUAUAAGUACACAGAAUUAGCAAUAAAUUUUUACCUAUGUACCUUUCACACCAACACUGCAGUUUUUUUUAUUAUAUAGCUGAUUAUAUAUUACCAAAGAUACCCAAUUCACAUUAUGUAAAUAUGUUCUUAAUUUUACAAGAAAUUGUAAUGGUUUUUUUUUCUUCCUAAGAAUGUAAGUUCAUGUAUAGGAAAUUCCCCUAAUAAAACCUUAUCUGUCAGUGAUGACUGCAGUGCAGGUAUGACCUUUUCUUUACAUUACUGUUUUUUGCUUUCUUUACUGUAUGAUUUUUCUGUUAACAGUGGAAAAACCUUCCUAAUAAUAACCAUUCACUGAUUUAGAAAAAUAUGUCCACUAGUCUGUUACAGUAAUCCUUUACACUGCAGAGAAAAAUCAUUUUGAUUGUCAGACGUUAAGAUAUAAUUUCAAUAAAUUGAGGAUUAUACUGUCAAAACUCAUUUUUAAUGUGUAGGCUGCUUUAUCACAGAGAGAUUUUUAUAUAGCUGUGUACUAAGUAGCAGCGGAGAGCAUAGUAUAGAUAGUGAGUAAGAGGAAGUGAAUGUGGCUAAGUGGUAAAAGAAAUUUUUUCUAUUCUCACUGUGCUCCUUACUUCAUGAGAGAUUGAGCACAACCACUGAUGAGGACCGGUAAUGAAGUGCUGUACUUGCUGUGUACUGCUAUUCCUGUCUGUUGUGCUCUGUGCUCAAUUCAGGGUCAAAUGUGCUUCAGUGGAAUUAAACACUUUUAAUAUGAAGAUUAGCCACACAUCACAUAGCUUAAACUUGUCUUGGGAGAAGCCAAAUCAACAGAAAAGCGAACUGUGCUAUAGGACCCAUGUGCAGUACCGGAGCCACUGUGAGACUUCAUGGAAGAAUAAUACUAACAUUUCAAGGUUCUCCUUUGUGCUGCCUGCUCCAGAUUUGAAAAAGAAUUAUGCUUUCAGACUAAGGAUGAGGCUAGAAUGUAUCCAAAAGACAUGGGGAGAAUGGAGUCCAGUGAAAUACUGGAGGAAUGACACAGGACCCUGCAUUACAGAGGCAUCAUCAUUUACAGUAAAGUAUUAUUUGUUGAUAUCGAUGGCGCCAGUGGCAGGUUUCAUGCUUGUCUAUGCAAUUACACAUGAUCGGGUAAGAAGACUUGUCCUUCCUAUAAUUCCAGAUCCAAAGCAUAUCCAAGAGAGAAUUUUAAACAUUGAACAGGUUCAGUGGUGGAGCAACUUUACACAAACAUGUGAAGAUUGCAAGGUAUCAGAAAUAAAGGCUAAUGACAGGGAGGAGGAGAAGACUGAAAUCACUCUCAUCAAGUGUGAUCUUGAUGUUGAUGAACAGCUCCCUCACACUCAUCCUAAUCACAUGGUUCCUGGAAGGCAUAGCUUUGACCUUGCCAAAAAUGACAGCAUGUAUUCCAUUUACUCUUCUGAUACGUCUGAGGACAACAUUGGUACACAAUGUCCAACUAUCAGACCAGGCUACAUCAUUAUUUAAAUACUGACUUUGCUUAUGUAAACAUGGUUUAGGGAGAUAAAGCGAAUGAAUGAACAAGUUUGCUGCUAUACUAAUAUGCAAUUGUCUUAAGUUUGUCUACCUAUUAAAUACUUUAUAGAUAUGUUUUAAAACUUUC
Messenger RNA from Tachysurus fulvidraco (yellow catfish), 3384 nucleotides. RefSeq names its product cytokine receptor common subunit gamma. NCBI's taxonomy places the organism in Eukaryota, Metazoa, Chordata, Actinopteri, Siluriformes, Bagridae. Gene Ontology annotation, molecular function: cytokine receptor activity; protein binding. Gene Ontology annotation, cellular component: external side of plasma membrane. Bases 2415 to 3248 code for a protein of 277 amino acids. The record is from RefSeq and is a predicted model, not a curated record. Gene Ontology annotation, biological process: cytokine-mediated signaling pathway. The transcript is spliced from 8 exons.